Charadrius vociferus (killdeer) is the source of this 1605-nucleotide messenger RNA. RefSeq names its product POU class 6 homeobox 1 (gene POU6F1). Gene Ontology annotation, molecular function: RNA polymerase II cis-regulatory region sequence-specific DNA binding; DNA-binding transcription factor activity, RNA polymerase II-specific. The transcript is spliced from 11 exons. Bases 1 to 1605 code for a protein of 534 amino acids. The record is from RefSeq and is a predicted model, not a curated record. Gene Ontology annotation, biological process: regulation of transcription by RNA polymerase II. Lineage: Eukaryota; Metazoa; Chordata; Aves; Charadriiformes; Charadriidae.
AUGGACACCGAAGGCGUGCAGCCCCAGGAGGCUUCGCUGACGGUCAACGAGCAGGUUAUUGUCAUGUCCAGCCAUGAAACCAUCCGAGUGCUGGAGGUCGGUGUGGACACCCCGCUCCCGGCCGAGGAGGACCGGAAAGCCUUGGAGAUACCACCACGGGAUAUAGCGCGGGGCUCCCCGGGAGAGACCAGCCACCCGGGCAGAGAGGACGUCCCACCCAGCACCCAGAGCUCGUGCAGCGGGGAGGCGGCCGGCAAAGCCAAACCGGUGACCGGAGCAUCCCCCAGCACCAUCCCCUCCGUCGGCACCUUCAGCCACGCCACAAGCCAGCAGCCGCCGACGUUGGCCCCGCUGGCCGUGCCAGCCACGCAGGUCUUGACUCAGGAAAACUUAGCAACAGUUGUGACAGGAGUAAUGGUUCCAGCAGGGACAGUUACUCAACCUCUUCUUAUCCCCAUCAGUAUUGCAGGUCAAGUGGCAGGUCAGCAGGGGCUGGCUGUGUGGACAUUUCCUACAGCAACGGUCGCUGCCCUUCCCGGAUUGACGGCUGCUUCUCCUACAGGGGGAAUUUUCAAACCGCCUAUAGCCAAUUUGCAAGGUAACCGGUGCUCUUCUGCUUUCGUCUUCCCUGCUGCACCCGGCCAGCCCCCCAUCCUGCCACAGCCCUCCGCAGCGCCCACGCCACCCGUGGCCAAGCCCUUAGAGACGCAGACCCAGAUCACCGUCCAACCUGCCGGAUUUGCCUUUAACCCUGGCAUAGUAAGGAGCCUGGCAGCCCGCGGCAAGGACGCCAUCCCGGCGGCUGCCAUCAAGAAAACUGGCACCCCCGAGCCCCCCACCAAGAACGAGGUCCAGCCCAUCCAGCCGGCCCCGGCGCUCUCCCAGCCGGCCGUGGUGAUGGCAAACCCCGUCCCAGCGACGAAGGCUUCCUCCGCACCCGUCCCCAUCACCUGCUCAGAGACCCCCACCGUCAGCCAGCUGGUCUCAAGGGCCUCGGCCCCCAGCCAGUCGGCCAUCUGCAGGUUCGAGAAGCUGGACAUCACCCCCAAGAGCGCCCAGAAGCUCAAACCGGUACUGGAGAAGUGGUUGAGCGAAGCCGAGCUCCGGAACCAAGAGGGUCAACAAAACCUGAUGGAAUUCGUUGGGGGAGAACCAUCCAAAAAACGAAAGCGCCGAACCUCCUUCACCCCCCAAGCCAUCGAGGCUCUCAACGCUUACUUCGAGAAGAACGCCUUGCCCACCGGCCAGGAGAUCACCGAGAUCGCCAAGGAGCUCAACUACGACCGCGAAGUCGUCCGCGUCUGGUUCUGCAACCUGACCGAGUCAGGGCUGGUGCAGGACUUUGCCGCCAGCCUGUCGGGCAUCGGCCAGGAGCUGGGCGCUGGGGCCUACAGCAUGAGGGAUCGGGAUGUCGUAGUGUCGGAUGCUCAAACCGCGUUGCACAAGUACGUGGCCCGUGCUUCGGGCCCAGCUUGCUUCGCCGUUUGGCCGAGCCCCUGUGCAGCAGCGAGGCCAAAGCGCUGUGCCACGCUCGCCGUUCGAGACCCGUUAACGCCUCAUUUCUGGCUGCGUGAGUUAUACCGGGGAAGCGCAGCCCGCGGAUGA